Molecule: messenger RNA, 1068 nt
Organism: Caenorhabditis bovis
Lineage: Eukaryota; Metazoa; Nematoda; Chromadorea; Rhabditida; Rhabditidae
Source: the annotation of a GenBank genome assembly
AUGAAAAUAAUUGUAAUAUAUUCAAUACUUGCCAUAAAUGUUUCAAACGCUUCCGCGAAGCCGAUCCAAUCUAAUGAUGUUCCCGCAGCGACUCAAGCUGAGAAAGAGGAAGUGAAUCAAAUACUGUUUGGUGAGCGCGGAAUUCUUACGGGAAUAUUUCGGAUGAUGGAUCAGCAGCGGAAAAUUCAGCCGGCGCCGCAGCAAGACACUGGUGAUAGUGGAAAAAUUGGGAAAUUUGACUUCAAAAAAAUUGUGGACUCUUUGGUGACAGGAGCUUCAAAAGGAGAACUCGGUGAUCAUCAGGUCGAACUUCCUGAGGUUCUUGGAAUUUGCAAUCGUCUUAGCUGUGGCGAUAUUUAUAAAGCAAUCGACAAAUUCAGAAAGUCGGAAAUGUUUAGUAAUUUCCAAACCGCAUUGACACUUGUUCAAGACCCGAAUGGUUGGGAAACAAUUGGAAAACUUUUGUCGAACCCGGAACUUAUUUCACAGUUUACUGCUGGCACUGGAAUGGAAGAAUUGUUUGGAAGUGCGCUUGGAGAAAUGGAGAAAACAAGCAAUAUCACAAAAAAGAAAAACUCAAAAUUGAUGCCCGAAGAUGGAGAUUUCGGAAUCGAUUUCAGUGAAGAUGGAGAAGGAAAUAAUGUUACCGUAACUUCUGAUAAGGAUCCGAAGGUGGAAUUCUCAAUCGACACGAAAUCAGGUGGAGGAGAGGAUUAUUAUGGAGAAGUUUCAAAAGCUGGAGAUGAUUCCGUAGAAUAUGAAACUGUAAAUGAAACCCCGCCGUCAACAAAAAUUACAAAAUCGAAUGGUCCUGAUAAACCAGAAGAAUUGCCAGAAAUAUCAUUCUCAAUUGAUGAAGGGGAUGAUGAAAAGGAAGUACAAUCGGUUGUCAAAGCGGAAUUGCCGCCAACAAGCUCUAAAAUUGUCAAGAGGAUUCACGCGGGAAGCACGGUCACCGAAAGCAGCACUUUGUAUCCAUCUAAAUCAAUUCAGCAAAACGACAACAACAACCAGAAGACCAGCAACGAUUCGUAUAACGACUACACGAGCCACGACCACUACGCGUAA